CUCCUCAAAAAGACAAUCCCCCAAAGAAAAACAGCAAAAUGCCCGCCCUCCUCGAAGAUCCAACAACCCACAUCCCCCCCCCCCUCCCUCCCCAAAUCUCUCAUUCCCAUCUCCAUCCCCAAAACCCUCCGCGACGGUACCAAAAUCACCCUCUACCCCAUAACCACCGGCCCAUCUUCCCUCCCUCCUCCCUAACCCACUACCUACACGAACAAUUCUCCCUCGAGAUCGAAAAAGGAUGUACUUAUCCCAUGGAAUCGCCCAUGGAGUAUGACCUCUAUCGGAGUUAUUGGUUUGGGACGUUUGCCGUUGUUGCGGUUGUGGAUGAGGAUCAAACCCAAGAUGAUGGGUUACGGGAGGGCAGAAACUGGGAGGAAUGUUGUUUGGGGACGUUUUAUGUGAAGCCGAAUUAUCCGGGACGUUGUUCGCAUGUUUGCAACGGGGGGUUCUUCACCACCCCCGCAGCACGGAAUCGGGGUGUGGGACGAGUCAUGGGGGAGGGGUAUUUGGAGGUGGCGCCGAAGUUGGGCUACAAAUACUCCGUCUUCAACCUUGUCUUUGAGAAUAAUGUGGCCUCGGUCAAAAUCUGGGAGAAGCUCGGGUUCCAAACCAUUGGCCGGGUGCCUGGCGCUGCUCGUUUGGCCAAUAGCCCCGACCUGGUAGAUGCUCUCAUCAUUGGAAGAUCACUUGUUUAGGACCACUGGUUAUCGCUGGUAACGCUCAAUGAAUCAAUUCAUACAAAGACAGAUAGAUUACCCGCCAAAUACAGACCAGUCAGACUCCGCUAAAUCAAUGCGAGUGGGGAAUCAAUCUA
Messenger RNA from Aspergillus sclerotioniger CBS 115572, 814 nucleotides. RefSeq lists its product as uncharacterized. The coding region runs from base 39 to 695 and encodes 218 amino acids. Lineage: Eukaryota; Fungi; Ascomycota; Eurotiomycetes; Eurotiales; Aspergillaceae. Gene Ontology annotation, molecular function: acyltransferase activity, transferring groups other than amino-acyl groups. The record is from RefSeq and is a predicted model, not a curated record. The transcript is spliced from 4 exons.